AAUAUAGUAUUAACUUUUUAUUUAAAUAAAUUAAAACUGCUGAAUGUACCGUUAGCAGUUCAAAUUAUUUUAUUCUGUUCGUCUCAACUUUUUAUCAUUCCUUUUUAGUGAAAAAUCUUAACAAUGGCUGCUGUAGCAAAUAAACCAAAAUCUGAAAUGACUCCAGAAGAGUUAGCAAAACGUGAAGAAGAAGAAUUUACUACAGGCCCUAUGUCGGUGUUAACCCAAUCUGUGCGUAAUAAUACUCAAGUAUUGAUAAACUGUCGUAAUAAUAGAAAGCUUUUGGCAAGAAUCAAAGCAUUUGAUCGACAUUGUAACAUGGUAUUAGAAAAUGUAAGAGAGAUGUGGACUGAGUUACCUAAAACUGGCAAAGGCAAAAAAAAAGCUAAAGCAGUUAGUCGAGAUAAAUAUAUUUCUAAAAUGUUUCUUCGUGGUGAUUCAGUCAUUCUAGUUGUCAAAAAUCCUAAAGAAGCUGUUCGACAACAACCACCAGCCCCUUGAAAUGUAUUACCCCUUAUUGAAAAUUAGAUUUAAGAUAAUGUAAUUAUUGCAUUUAAAGUAUACACUCUACACCCAUUACUUGAGUUGAUAUUUAUUUCUUUUAAUUGAUUUCUUCCAAAAUACUAUGAGUGAUUUUUAAUAAAAUAUAUUUUUGUUUUUCAUUCA
This is a messenger RNA of Melanaphis sacchari, 666 nucleotides long. RefSeq names its product small nuclear ribonucleoprotein Sm D2-like. The transcript has 3 exons. Gene Ontology annotation, cellular component: U4/U6 x U5 tri-snRNP complex; U5 snRNP; U1 snRNP. Gene Ontology annotation, molecular function: RNA binding. NCBI's taxonomy places the organism in Eukaryota, Metazoa, Arthropoda, Insecta, Hemiptera, Aphididae. The coding region runs from base 124 to 501 and encodes 125 amino acids. Gene Ontology annotation, biological process: spliceosomal snRNP assembly; RNA splicing. The record is from RefSeq and is a predicted model, not a curated record.